AUGAAUAAGGAAAAGAGUUAUGCUCACAUCGUAGCCGGAGGAGUAUCGGGAGUAUUUGUCAGCAUUGCUACACAACCUUUUGAUGUCCUGAAAACAAAUUUAAUUGGAGCCCGAGAGAGGAAUCCAUUAUUCACCAAUGGAAAAAUGCAAAACCAAUUACAAGGAACCAUUUCAUUCAUUUCGACCAUUUACAAAACAGAAGGUCUCCGUGGUCUUUGGAGAGGCCUAGUUCCAACUUCUUGGAGAUAUUUACCUGGUGGAGCCAUGUAUUUUGGUUCAAUUCACUUUUUGAAACUAGGACCUUUAAACACUAAGAAUAAUGGGCUUCCACAUCCUGUCAAUGAUUUUCUCAUUGGAGCCAUUUCUAAGAGCUGUGCAACAAUUUCAACGAUGCCUAUUUUGGUUGUGAAAACUAGGUUUGAGAGUAUUCAGGCUUGUGAAAGUAUGAAAUCGAGGAGUGUAUCGAGUACCAUAAAAGAAAUUUACAACACUGGAGGAAUACGAGGUUUAUUUGCUGGUGUCACUCCAACAUUACUACGAGAUAUCCCUUAUUCAGGCCUCUUCUAUUUAUUCUAUCGACAGAGUAAUGAUUUACUGAGUGUUGUGGUUGGACAAGAUGCUACAUCAUCCUCGAAUCAAAUUGUUAGUGUCGCAGCAAUUAGUUCGAUAUUUGCAGGAGCCAGUGCAACGUUAAUCACUCACCCUUUUGACCUGAUUCGAACUCGACUUCAAUUACCCAACCAAGGAGGCUACUCUGGUUUCAUGGAUGCCUUGGUGACAAUUCCAAAGGAAGAAGGCCUUAGAAGUUUGUUUUUGAGAGGAAUUGUGCCAAAAAUCAUGAAAAGAGGAUUGGGGCAUGCAAUUUCAUGGUCAUUAUACGAAUCCACUGUACUAUUGACAACAAAAUAA
Molecule: messenger RNA, 909 nt
Organism: Naegleria fowleri
Lineage: Eukaryota; Heterolobosea; Eutetramitea; Acrasida; Naegleriidae
Exons: 3
Coding region: 1-909 (302 amino acids)
Biological process (GO): glycine import into mitochondrion
Cellular component (GO): mitochondrion
Molecular function (GO): glycine transmembrane transporter activity
Source: RefSeq, a predicted model, not a curated record